Molecule: messenger RNA, 2980 nt
Organism: Diorhabda sublineata
Lineage: Eukaryota; Metazoa; Arthropoda; Insecta; Coleoptera; Chrysomelidae
Product: xaa-Pro dipeptidase
Exons: 10
Coding region: 627-2087 (486 amino acids)
Molecular function (GO): metalloaminopeptidase activity; manganese ion binding
Source: RefSeq, a predicted model, not a curated record
AGUAAUGACGUCAUGAGUGAUGUUCUCGCCGUAAACACUUAGUGGAAUUCACCAAUAAAGGAAAGUUAUUCUUAUAAAUAAAAUUAUAAAGUUUAAAAUUAGUUUACAUAUCUGUUAAAAUCAAUAGAAAAAUGCAGGAAACCCUGACCUACUUCCCAUGAAUCCAGUAACUUUUUUAUUUAAAGUAAAUUUCAAAAUAUUAAUUCAAAUAUAUUCAUUGUAAUGAUAUCUAUGUGAGUUAAUAUUAACUACUAGUAGAAAUCUAAGCAAUUAAUAAACUAGUUGAAUUAAAUUAUUAUUACCAUUAAAUAUAAACAAUUGCAUGCAAAUAAGCAAAUUAAUUUCAAUACAAUCAAGUUAUAUGGUUUCCAUGACUUUUAUAUGACAUAUGACUAAUAUUUGAUUUAUUUGUUCUGUUUUAUCUAAUUAUAAAAGAACUUAUUUACUAUCAUAGAUACAGAUUGCACUCUGAUCUGAUACGUAUUAUAAUGAAUAGGCAUAAAUAAUUUUGUGGGACGAUUUUAAGAAGUAGUUUUUAUUUCCACGAUAAAUAAAAACAUUGUUGAAGAAAAUUUAUAUUCUAAAUUCAUUCUUUUUCGUAAUCUUAAAACAGUAACAUAGUAACAAUGCCUGACACAACAGGAAAACUGAGUAUGGGUCCUCAUACUUACGAAAUCUCUAAUAUCCUCUAUCAAACAAAUAGAAAGCGUCUUCUAGAGAAAUUGAGAAAAGUGUCUGAAGAUUCAGUUGUUGUUCUCCAAGGAGGAUGUGAACUGCCUUUAUAUGACAGUGAUAUUAAUUAUAUUUUCAUUCAGGAAUCAUAUUUCUGUUGGUGUUUUGGAGUUACUGAAGCAGGCUGCUACGGAAUAAUAGAUAUAGUUACAGGAAAUGCACAUUUAUUCUUUCCAAGGUAUCCACAAGAAUAUGCUGUAUGGAUGGGUCCAUUAACUCCUUUAGAAACAUUUAAAAAGAAAUACAAUGUUGAAUAUGUUCACUAUGUUGAUCAGAUUCAAACAGUACUUCAAAAAUUGAACAGGAAGAAAUUAUUGACUCUGACUGGGCGUAAUAGUGAUAGCGGUCUUGAUGCCAAAGAAGCGACAUUUGAGGGAAUUGACAAGUUCAACGUGGACAACAAAACAUUAUUUCCUAUAAUAGCAAAUUUGAGGGUGAUAAAAACAGAACAUGAAAUUGAAGUUAUCAAGUAUGUCGUAGGAGUGUCUUCUGCAGCACACAGACAUGUGAUGAGGAUUGCCAAAGAUGGUUUAUUUGAAUAUCAAUGUGAGUCCGAAUUUUUACACUAUUGCUACAAAAACGGUGGAUGUAGACAUGCAGCUUACACUUGUAUUUGUGGUUCUGGCAUCAACGGGGCUGUUCUACAUUACGGACAUGCUGGUUGUCCAAAUGAUUAUAAGUUGAAAAAUGGAACAUUGUGCCUUUUUGAUAUGGGAGCUGAUUAUUUUGGUUAUGCUGCUGAUGUUACUGUAACCUUUCCAGUAAAUGGAAAAUUCACCCCUCAACAAAAAAUCGUUUAUGAAGCUGUUUUGAAAGCUAAUGAAGCUGUUAUCAAGGCUGGCAAACCUGGAGUACCAUGGCCAGAAUUACAUAUAUUAGCAAACAAAAUAUUAUUGGAAGAAUUGAAGAAAGGAGGUCUACUUAAGGGUUCUGUAGAUGAAAUGCUGGAAGCAGAUAUCGCCGCAGUUUUCCAACCUCAUGGACUUGGACAUUUUCUGGGGUUAGAUACUCACGAUGUAGGAGGAUAUUUAGAUGGUUAUCCCUCUCGACCUAUAAGACCAGGGUUAAAGAGCUUGAGAACUGCUAGAGUGUUGGAGAAAAACAUGGUUGUCACUGUCGAACCUGGAUGCUAUUUUAUCGAUUGUUUGCUAGAUGAAGCUCUAGCGGAUCCAAAGAAAUCCAAAUUUUUAGUGCCAGAAGUACUGAAAACCUAUAGAGGUUUCGGUGGUGUACGCAUUGAAGAUGAUGUUCUCGUUACAGAAGAUGGUAUCGAAUGCCUAUCAAAAGUACCAAGAACUGUUCAAGAAAUUGAAGACUGGAUAGCCGGGAAAGAUGACGAUGAAAAAUAUGCUUAACUGGGAUAAUUAAUUUUAUGCUUAUUUUUACAAUUGGAUAUUCAAACAAAUUCCCAAUCUUCAUUCAUCAACGUAUUUUUUAUUUAUUCAAAAUUUAUACAUUUUGUUACAACAAUAUUAUUAUUCUAUUUAUAUGUUAUUUUUAUUAUUGACUUUAUUCUAUGGGACAAUAACAAUAAAAAUUAUUUAUUAAUAAGUAGGAUAAUUAUUUUCUAUUUUAAUUUCAAUAAAUUUGAUCUCAUAGAGUUGUCAGAACUUCAUAAACGUUUUAAAAUCAUCAGUACACAAUCCCAUUAUUGUGUCUAACACGAGGAAAGGAGAGACUCCUUGCGGUGCGAAACAAGGAGAGCGGCGGGAGUGGAGAUAGGUCGAGCCAUGAGUCUCCGCGGAUAAGUGGCUAGAUGUCUAUCAUGUUUCGUUUGUGUUUUUACAGUGAUUGCAAUUAAGGAUCGUUGCAUUUUGUGUCCGUUUGUAAGGGAUUCCUCCUCCUCCUUGUUAAAAAUAAGUUGUGUUACCCGUGGGUUAGACACCCUUGUGAAAGUGAAGCUCUCGAAUGUGAGGAAUCAGUGCGACUCCAUGAAUACUGUCGGAAGAGGUACAGACAACACAUUGUUGGCCAGUAAACUCAAAAGAGCACAGUUUUUAAAAAAUUUGACAGCACUGUACACUUAUCUGUCGCUUUCCGAGUCGGAAACGCACCCGCAGUCGUCCCUCUUGGUUCUGUAAUGCCAACUACCUAAUCUAAAAACAUUAAUGACGAUAACCCGUCAAAAAUUAUUGUCAAAGAAAAUAAACCCCGUAAUUUUUGUGGCUUCACAUUUUUUUCCUACUUUCAGUGGUUGUUAGCUAAAAUUCCAUGUUAUAAUCUAUAAUUCCUGUAAUAUAUGUAAUGU